Messenger RNA from Orcinus orca (killer whale), 1887 nucleotides. It is a transcript of the gene ADAD2, whose product is annotated as adenosine deaminase domain containing 2. The record is from RefSeq and is a predicted model, not a curated record. Gene Ontology annotation, biological process: adenosine to inosine editing; RNA processing. Gene Ontology annotation, cellular component: cytoplasm; nucleolus. The transcript has 10 exons. Gene Ontology annotation, molecular function: tRNA-specific adenosine deaminase activity; double-stranded RNA binding; double-stranded RNA adenosine deaminase activity. Bases 45 to 1802 code for a protein of 585 amino acids. NCBI's taxonomy places the organism in Eukaryota, Metazoa, Chordata, Mammalia, Artiodactyla, Delphinidae.
CGUGAGAACGUGCCCACUGUCCUCUCGGGUCCUCGCGUCCGGCCAUGGCUUCACAGGCCAGCGCAGCCCUGGGCGCGAACGCCGGUGCCCGCAGGAAGACCCGCCUGGCGGCGUCAUUGCAGAUCAGCCCCGGGCCCAGCCCCAGGAGGCCUUCGGCCAGCCUGGGCCAAGACCCCUGGGAGAUCGUGCCCGCUCCCAACUCAGACGACGCCGAGCAGGGCAGGCAGCUCCAGGCCUCGGCGACGGGGCAUGGUGGGCCCGGGGUGGGGGCCCGUGUCUGGGAACUGGGGGCAGCCCGGGCACAGGAAGACUCGAGGGGAAGGAUGCGGAGGUCCCACAGGGUCUCCUUUCCGUCCGCCGGGCCCGCCGGGGAAUUCCCGACGGCGGCCAGACAGCUGGGCCUACAGAUCAAAGACCCGCCACCGGGCCAGGCCGUGGCCUUGCUUACUCAGUGCGCGGCCACUCUGGGAGUCUCCCUGAUCUUCCGAGAGAACCAAACAGCAGACCCCUGCUUGCCCUUCUCCAUGUCCGUGGAGCUGGAUGGGGUGGUCUGCCCUGCGGGCACCGCCUACAGUAGGGCAGAGGCCGAACAGCAGGCAGCGCUGGCUGCCCUCCACUACAUCCAGCAUCGGCUGGAGAGCCCAGAGACCCCAAAGACCCCCAGCUGGCCUCCACUCGCCCCCCUGAGCAUUGAGAACAUCCUGACCCACGAGCAGCGCUGCGCGGCCGUGGUCAGCGCCGGCUUUGACCGCCUGGUGGAUGCGAGCUCGCAGUACUGGGCCUGCAAGGGGACUGUGGCCGCAGUCAUCCUGGAGAGAGAGGUCCCGGGCGCCCAGGGCCACGCCAAGGAGAUCUACCAGCUGGUGGCGCUGGGCACCGGCAGUGGCAGCUGUGCCGGGUGGCUGGACUUCUCGGGCCGACAGCUCCACGACUGCCACGGGCUGGUGGUGGCCCGCCGGGCCCUGCUGAGGUUCCUGUUUCGGCAGCUCUUGCUGGCCACGCAGGGGGGCCCCAAGGGCAAGGAGCAGUCUGUGGUGGUCCCCCAGCCGGGGUCCGGGCCCCCCUUCGCCCUCAAGCCCCGGAUCUUCCUGCACCUGUACGUCAGCAACACCCCCAAGGGAGCUGCCCACGACAUCUACUGCCACCUCCGCCUGCAGGCCCACAUCCAGGGGCGGCUGAUGCCCGUGUGCUAUGUGGCCCCUGCGCUCCGCGACACCCACGUGGGCUGCCUCUCAGCCAGCGACAAGUUGGCACGCUGGGCCGUGCUGGGGCUGGGCGGUGCACUGCUGGCCCACUUCCUGCCCCCCGUCUAUGCCAGCAGCCUGGUCCUGGCCGACCCCUGCCAGAACACCCCGGCCCUGGGCAGGGCCAUCCACGCCCGGCCUGACCUCGACGGCGCCUUGGGGCCAUGCCUGCCGCCCCCCUACACCCGGACCAUGCUGCACCUGUUUGCGGGGCCCUCGGUGGCCCCCUCCGACCUCCCCUCCAACACCUGCCAGGGCCUGAGCCUCAACUGGAGCCUGGGGGACCCUGACGUCGAGGUGGUGGAUGUGGCCACCGGGCGUGUGAAGGCCGACGCUGCCCUGGGGCCUCCAUCCCGCCUCUGCAAGGCUGCCUUUCUCUGGGCCUUCCGCCAGGCUGCCCGUGCUCUCGGGAAGUCCCACCUCCUGGCCUUGAAGACCUACGAGGCAGCCAAGGCUGGGCCCUACCAGGAGGCUCGCCAGCAGCUGUCUCUCCUCCUGGACCAGCAGGGCCUGGGGGCCUGGCCCUCGAAACCACUGGUGGGCAAGUUCAGAAACUGAAACAGACGUCCGGCCCGAGGUCCCUGAGCCCAGGCGGAGCUUGCUGGAGGAGGGCCGUUUCUGGGCGGGGGCACGGGGCGGGGGA